Molecule: messenger RNA, 2234 nt
Organism: Ziziphus jujuba (common jujube)
Lineage: Eukaryota; Viridiplantae; Streptophyta; Magnoliopsida; Rosales; Rhamnaceae
Exons: 5
Coding region: 489-1733 (414 amino acids)
Source: RefSeq, a predicted model, not a curated record
UUUCUAAAAUUUAAUGUCAGAAACAAUCCAGAAAAAAGUAAAACAAAACUACCCUUGGACACAUGUACGGUCUAAACCUCCAAGAUUCAAGCUCUUAAGAAAAACAGAGCAGACCAACAGUCAGAAGUAUAGCUGCUCUCGUUGAUAUUGGACCCCACACCAUUAGAGAACAGCUUGAUUGUGCAGUAAAUUUAGGAGGGCUUUAUGUCCUCCUCGAACUUCUUUAUUAUAGAAGAGUGAAUUGUUUGUUCUGACUGCGCAGUCUGGCCUCUUUAGAACUUAUUAAAAGACCCCCUUUCUGUCUGUUUCUCUUUCACUCUCUCUUUCUCUGUGUGGAGGAGAGCUCUCUCUAUACUAUUAUUUCUUAAUAACCAACUUUGUCCUGAACUUCCCCAGCUUGCCGUAAUAGCAAAUCAUCAUAAAAAACCCGCCCCGCCCGACUUUUCUAACAAUUUUGUUAUUUUUGUAGCAAAAAAAAGCUUUUAAUUAUGGCUGUUGACCUACACAGAGCAAGAGAGUUAAUGCUUCCUCUUCGGUUUCUCGCUGACAACAACAAAAACAACGACGAAGCUGGUAACAAUAAUAUUCUCUCCAACAACAACGACAACAAUAACAACUCUUCCUCUACCCUCAUCAACCAGACCAACAGCGAUUUUAACGUUCCUAAUAACAACAACGGCUUUCAACCGCCGUUCGAUUUGUCAUCUCCGGGGUCAUCAUCAUCGGAACUUGCUUCGUUUACUGAAACAGAGACCGACGAGGAGGAAGAAGAAGACGACGACGAUUACAUUGCUGAGUUAACUCGGCAGAUGGCUCACUAUAUGUUUCAAGACGAUGACAAACAACUCAGCUCUCAGAAAAUCGACAAGUCAUGGGUUGGUUUGGGUGGUAGCCCACAUUAUUCCUCGGUGCUCUGUUCGCCAAAACAUGAAAUCCCGAAAUGGGAUCUUCGGGAACCAUCGCCACCACCGACUAGGCCUAAGAUUCAGAAACAUAGGACCAACAGUGCUUGUGAAAUAUUGGGAAAGUUGGAGCAGGUGAAAAUAAGCGACGAAGUUUCAAAAAACUCACAGCCUCCUCCUCAGCAGCAAUUUCAGAGCAUGCUUCAAGAUCCCAGUUCAACAACAAAAUCAGUGGACAACAAUCAAAGUCCCGGUUUCUGCUCAAACCAAGCAACUCUCAAUCAAAUUCGAGCUAUUCAACUCUACAAGCUGAAACAAGAGCGGCUAUUAAAGCAACAAACUAAAGAGACACAGCAUCAUCUACAAUUUCAGAAGAAAAACAACAGAGGUUAUGCAAAUGGAUGUGUUAAUGGAAUCGGGUCUCGUCCAACUCCAUGGGUUAACCAGCAACAGCAAAACGGGUCGGGUAUGAGAGCGGUUUUUAUUGGUGGAUCUAGUUCAACAAGUAAUGGUGGGUCUAGCGGGACCGGUGUAUUCUUACCCUGUGUAACUGGGAGCACCACCACGAGCCAAUCACGCAAGAAACGAGGAUGUUCACCAGUGCUUAUACCAGCAAAAGUAAUGCAAGCUCUGAGAGUUCAUUUUGACAGAAUGGGUUAUAACAUCUCUGAUCCACAAGAAGCUUCUGAUUUCCCUACACUACAAGAGAGUUAUCGGAAUAGUGGUGGAGGAAGGAGUUCAGAGAAAUGUCCAGAGAAGAAGCGGCAUUCUCGGGCGGUGCCGGCCAUGAAGCAUAAUGAAAUGGGUCUGCCUCAAGAAUGGACGUACUGAGACUCUCAUUUGUCCUAAUAAGGCCAACGCACAAAAAAAUAGCAUAACUAGUACAAUAGCACAUGCAAUUUUAAAAGCUAGCUUAGACUUUUCCUUUUGUUUGUUCCCCACCACCAUACACUUUCUCUUCUAUUCAGUCUCUUCAAUGUGAUAUAUAUAUUUAGUGGAGCUUUUGGCAGUUUUUGCCUUAAAAGAUCCAGUACAGAGAAUAAAGUGGGAAAAAAAAAAAAAGAAUGGAAAAUACAACUUCAUCAAUAUACAGGGGAAUGCAUAAUAAGGAGAGGAUAGGACACCAAGUUCAGAGGAAUACUCUUUAUUUUUUUAUUUGAGAAGAAAAAAAUUACAUGCAGUAUUUGAAAAGUUUGUCUGGGAAUGGUGGAACAAACUCUGCUGUCUUUUGCUAGCUAGCUAAAAGAAGCAAAUACUUGUUCUAGUCCUUUCAUGUGAUUGUAAUAGAAUCCUGGUUAUUAUAAUAAUUUAGCCUCCUGGCUGUUAGGUUUA